UUUUCGGGGUCAAAUUUCAGCUAGGGGCGGAACUAACAGCGAAUCCACUAGCAAGCAGAGAUCCGCUAUAAGGAUAAACAACAGUCUGUACAAUAUUAAUCUAUUUACAAGUGUCUUCUCUGUAGACUUCAUUUAAUACAGGAUAAGCAAAUAUGGCGGAAGAAAGUGAGAUGGUGGGAAUUGUCUCUAGUGCCCUUAACACAGAGGGUGAAACAGGAAAUCUAGUGGAGGUGAAGUUUCAGAAAAACCCCAGUCAAGCCAAGAAGUACCUAGAAGCAGAACCAAAAGCAUUAGGGGUAACACAGAUUAUGCUGAGUCUCUUUUUCUUGUGUGCCUUAUAUUUGAAUUGGAAUUUUCAUUAUUUCUACCCUCCAGCCAUCAUCAGCGCUACCUUUUCUACACCUGGCAUAAUAGCUGGUAGUGUGGCGAUAGCAGCACAGAAUCUUCACCUUCCUACACUGAAGGCCUGCUUGGGAAUGCAGAUUGUGGCAUGUGUGUUUUCAGUGUUCUGCUUUAUCCUCACUUGGGGGCUAAUGUCAGAUAAUUCCUGGAUUCAUUUUUGUUGGGAGGACAAUGGCACAAUGUGUGAAAGACUGUGGUCUAUCUAUGAGCAUAUCACAGGAAUAGGGAUGCUUGUGCAGGCGACUCAGAUUGCUCUCUCUGCCACUUUGGCUGCCUUCUGCUGCAAAGUAAUUCAAUGCUGCUCACCAAGGACCAAUGUGCCUGUUAUUGUGGUGAGCACACCCUCGGGUCCACAGUGAUGGCAGAGUCACAACCCAUUUAACUACAGCUUUGUUUUUACACACAUACAUUACAAAUGUACUUAAAUGUACUAAUAUUUACGUAUGGUUACAUGUAUACAGCCUAAUAUACACAGAGCACCCUGAGUUAGAAUGAUAGAAUAUGUUAAAAUAGCCUCAUUAGUACUUAAUUUGUAUAAUUUCUCUUAAAAAGGUAUAGGUAAUUUUUUUUUUGCCAUUUUCAAAACCAGAUAUAAAGUAUGGUCUUAAAUAUAUGCUUGAGUAAGAUUACCACGUCUUGAGCAUUGGGUGUGGGAAUGGGGGACGUCCACUAAUGUAAUGUUGUCUGCUUUAUUACUAACUGAUGUAUACCCUAUUCUAAACAAGACAAAUUCUAUUAUUUGGAGAAUGCAGACAUGUUCUGAGAUUACUUAUUUGCUUAAGUAUUAAGUAUUUGUGUAUGAUUUGAUAAAUGUUUAAAAAUUAUUCAAUGGGUUCAAAAUUUACUUGGUCUCUCACACACUCACAAUCAUACAGUUUACUGUGUGUGACAUAAAAAUAAAAUUGAAUUUCUUUGAAUAGAUGUAGAAAAGGGAAAAUAUAAAAAUGUAAUAUUAAGGAUAUAAAAGAAAGAUGGCAGCAAUAUUAUGGAUUAAUAAAGUGGAUAUAUGUGCA
Messenger RNA from Tachysurus fulvidraco (yellow catfish), 1415 nucleotides. RefSeq lists its product as uncharacterized. The record is from RefSeq and is a predicted model, not a curated record. Lineage: Eukaryota; Metazoa; Chordata; Actinopteri; Siluriformes; Bagridae. The transcript has 7 exons. The coding region runs from base 153 to 761 and encodes 202 amino acids.